Molecule: messenger RNA, 5976 nt
Organism: Pteropus alecto (black flying fox)
Lineage: Eukaryota; Metazoa; Chordata; Mammalia; Chiroptera; Pteropodidae
Gene: TRHDE
Product: thyrotropin releasing hormone degrading enzyme
Exons: 20
Coding region: 27-3338 (1103 amino acids)
Biological process (GO): peptide catabolic process; proteolysis
Cellular component (GO): cytoplasm
Molecular function (GO): peptide binding; zinc ion binding; metalloaminopeptidase activity
Source: RefSeq, a predicted model, not a curated record
GCGGGGGAGGAGGAGGAGGCAGUGUGAUGGCCCUGGACGGCGAGCGGGGGGAACAGGAGGAGGAGAAGAAAAAGAAGAAGAAGAAAAAGAAGAGGAAGAAGAAGAAGGAGGAGGAGGGGGCUGAGAAGAGCAGCUUACCUUUCGCCGCCACGAUGGGGGAGAACGACGCUGCGCUCCGGGCCGGCGGCAGGGGGCUCUCGGACCCGUGGGCGGACUCCGUGGGGGUGCGACCCCGCACCACCGAGCGCCACAUCACGGUGCACAAACGGCUCGUACUGGCCUUCGCCGUGUCCAUCGUGGCACUGCUCGCUGUCACCAUGCUCGCAGUACUGCUCAGCUUGCGCUUCGACGAGUGUGGGGCGAGCUCAGCGCCCGGCGCCGACGGCAGCCCCGCCGGCUUCCCACCGCGCGGUGGCAACGGGAGCCUUCCGGGUUCGGCCUGGCGCAACCACCACGCCGGCGGGGACUCAGCGCAGCCUGAGGCAGGUGCGGAGGCCACCCCUGGGACCCCGUCGGCCCAGCCGUCGGAGGAGCAGCAGGAGCAGUGGCAGCCGUGGACGCAGCUGCGCCUGUCCGGCCACCUCAAGCCGCUACACUACAAUCUGAUGCUCACCGCCUUCAUGGAGAACUUCACCUUCUCCGGGGAGGUCAACGUGGAGAUCGCGUGCCUGAACGCCACCCGCUAUGUCGUGCUACACGCCUCCCGGGUGGCGGUCGAGAAGGUGCAGGUGGCCGAGGACCGGGUGGCGGGGGCUGUCCCGGUGGCUGGCUUUUUCCUCUACCCGCAAACCCAGGUCUUGGUGGUGGUGCUGAAUAGGACCCUGGACGCGCAGAGGAAUUACAACGUGAAGAUUAUCUACAAUGCCCUGAUCGAGAACGAGCUCUUGGGCUUCUUCCGCAGCUCCUAUGUGCUCCACGGGGAGAGAAGAUUCCUUGGUGUUACUCAGUUUUCGCCUACACAUGCCAGAAAGGCAUUUCCUUGUUUUGACGAGCCCAUCUACAAGGCUACUUUUAAAAUCAGCAUCAAGCAUCAAGCAACCUAUUUAUCUUUAUCCAAUAUGCCAGUGGAAACUUCCGUGUUUGAGGAAGAUGGAUGGGUUACGGAUCACUUUUCACAGACCCCUCUUAUGUCCACAUAUUAUUUAGCCUGGGCUAUUUGCAACUUCACAUACAGAGAGACUACCACCAAGAGUGGGGUUGUAGAAUUCAAUGAGAAAUUCCAUCAGAAGGGCCUCUGUGGAAAUGUAAGAGAUGCUCAUGGUGGAGGUAGUUCUUCUACCUUCUCUUCCCCUAGGGAGAGACAGUGUGAACAGCAAGUACGAUUAUAUGCAAGACCCGAUGCCAUCAGAAGAGGAUCUGGGGACUAUGCUCUCCAUAUAACAAAGAGAUUAAUAGAAUUUUAUGAGGACUACUUUAAAGUGCCCUAUUCCUUGCCAAAACUAGAUCUUUUAGCUGUGCCUAAGCAUCCGUAUGCUGCUAUGGAGAACUGGGGAUUAAGUAUUUUUGUGGAACAGAGAAUACUGCUGGAUCCCAGUGUAUCAUCUAUUUCUUAUUUGCUGGAUGUCACCAUGGUCAUUGUUCACGAGAUAUGUCACCAGUGGUUUGGUGACCUUGUGACUCCUGUGUGGUGGGAAGAUGUGUGGCUGAAGGAAGGUUUUGCUCACUACUUUGAAUUUGUUGGUACAGACUACCUCUACCCUGGCUGGAACAUGGAAAAACAGAGGUUUCUGACAGACGUUCUGCAUGAAGUGAUGCUGCUGGACGGCUUGGCCAGUUCCCAUCCAGUAUCACAGGAAGUUCUACAGGCAACGGAUAUCGACAGGGUGUUUGACUGGAUCGCCUAUAAAAAGGGUGCUGCUUUAAUUAGAAUGCUGGCUAAUUUUAUGGGCCAUUCAGUAUUCCAGAGGGGUUUGCAAGAUUAUUUAACUAUUCAUAAGUAUGGCAAUGCUGCUAGAAAUGACCUGUGGAAUACACUAUCAGAGGCUUUAAAAAAGAAUGGAAAAUAUGUAAAUAUACAAGAAGUAAUGGAUCAAUGGACACUCCAGAUGGGUUAUCCUGUUAUCACUAUCUUAGGAAAUACAACAGCAGAAAAUUGGAUAAUAAUUACCCAGCAACAUUUUAUUUAUGACAUCAGAACUAAAACUAAAGCACCUGCACUUCAGAAUAACAGUUACCUGUGGCAGAUUCCAUUAACUAUUGUGGUAGGAAAUAGAAGCCAUGUGUCUUCAGAAGCAAUUAUUUGGGUGUCUAACAAAUCAGAGCACCACAGAAUAACUUCUUUGGACAAAGGAAGCUGGUUGCUUGGGAACAUCAAUCAAACUGGCUAUUUUAGAGUCAACUAUGAUUUAAGGAAUUGGAGAUUAUUAAUUGAUCAAUUAAUCAGGAACCAUGAGGUUCUCUCUGUCAGUAAUCGAGCAGGCUUGAUUGACGAUGCCUUCAGCCUAGCCAGAGCUGGCUAUUUGCCUCAGAAUAUUCCCCUGGAGAUUAUCAGAUACCUGUCUGAGGAGAAGGAUUUUCUUCCUUGGCAUGCUGCCAGCAGAGCUCUUUAUCCUCUAGAUAAAUUACUGGACCGCAUGGAGAAAUACAAUGUCUUCAAUGAAUAUAUUUUAAAGCAAGUUGCGACAACAUACAUCAAGCUUGGAUGGCCAAAAAACAAUUUUAAUGGAUCUCUUGUUCAAGCAUCCUACCAACAUGAAGAACUACGUAGAGAAGUUAUAAUGCUGGCAUGCAGCUUUGGUAACAAGCACUGUCACCAACAGGCAUCAACACUUAUUUCAGAUUGGAUUUCCAGCAACAGGAACAGAAUACCACUAAAUGUUAGAGACAUCGUCUACUGUACAGGAGUUUCACUGCUAGAUGAGGAUGUCUGGGAAUUUAUAUGGAUGAAAUUCCACUCCACCACGGCAGUUUCUGAGAAGAAAAUAUUGUUGGAAGCCUUAACUUGCAGUGAUGACAGGAAUUUAUUAAAUAGGCUUCUGAAUCUGUCACUGAAUUCUGAGGUGGUGUUGGAUCAAGAUGCAAUCGAUGUGAUAAUCCAUGUAGCUCGAAAUCCACAUGGCAGGGACCUUGCCUGGAAGUUUUUUAGAGAUAAGUGGAAGAUAUUAAAUACCAGGUAUGGAGAGGCAUUAUUUAUGAAUUCCAAACUUAUCAGUGGAGUUACAGAAUUUCUUAAUACUGAAGGUGAACUUAAAGAGCUAAAGAACUUCAUGAAGAACUACGAUGGAGUAGCUGCUGCCUCUUUCUCAAGAGCUGUGGAAACCGUUGAAGCCAACGUGCGCUGGAAAAUGCUUUACCAAGAUGAGCUUUUCCAAUGGUUAGGAAAAGCUCUGAGACACUAAUAUGUGUUUCGUAAACAAUUCAUCUCAAAAUUUUGAGAAGACCUGCAUUAUGUAGAAUGAGGAAAAUGUACUACAUGAAGAAUUGCCAGAUUUUCAGUGUUAACGUGUGGGAGGAAUUUUUUUUUAAUUGUUGGUUUUGGGGGAUUUCGAUUGUUUGUUUCAUUCAUUCUGUUUUGUUUCUCUACUGGGUGUUCUUCUCUAAAGAAACUCUUGCAAAUGAAACUAGCCAUGAUUGCUUCAGCUGUAUAUUCCUUGCUGUACAGGACCAAAUACGAUAGUGGUGCAUGUUGAUGUUGCAGUCAGUUUGGAAAAACAUAUUCAGAAUAUUUUGUGCAUGGUUGUGUGGUCCUGCCUGUAUUCCAGCAUGCUUAUUUAAGAUGUCCAAUGUUGUAUGUGGAUAUAUGUUACAUCCAGGAUGGGCAUUAUGCAAAAGCACAAAGAUUAUCUAUGACAAUCAGUGUUGCAGUAAAAGAAAAACUAAAAAAGGGAAUACUAUUCUUAGUUUUGGGCAUUGUAAGAGGUAAAAUAGCCCUUUAAGUGACCAGAGUCACUUAUAUCAACACUUGGAUUGUCUUGCAAUGAUUACUGUGAUGCUAACUCAUUUUCUUUGAGUUAAAGCUCUGUAUAUGUUAAAAAGGCAUAUAUGCAUAGUGUAUGCAUAUGUGUAUGUACACUGGGAAGCCCCCUAUGUAUGUAGUAUGUUGUACACUGCACUUCUGCAAAGAAUCUUUUCAGAUCAAAGAAAAUUUAUUUCUUUUUAUAAACUUACUCAAACUUUGAAAAGGCUGAAAGGAAUUAAUCUCAACACUAUCAUUCCUGACAAUUUCCUGACUAAAUUUCUCAACUUGUUAUGGAUUUUUUCAUCUACUUCCUGAAAAAUGAUCUAUUCUACUACAUAAAAAUGAAUUCAAACAAAAUUUAUGUGUAGAUUGAACACUGUUCUGAUUCUUCUAAGUGGCAGCCUCAUAUUCUAAAUAUAGAUUCUGCCAUCAUUUUAAGGUUCUUAUUGCAUAAAGCAAUUGUGCAUAAUUAAUAAUUGUUAGUGCUGCAAAAAUAUUUAUUUUUUAUCCUGUUUGUUUUUCCACCUCAUGUUGGGUUGUCCAGUGAGUUAAAAACUCUCACCAUGUGUUGAUUUUGUGUCUACGUCAAUCUAAUCCUCCAUUAAGCAACCAUACCUCAAGUGGGUCUAUUAGCUUUUAAUGACCUUUGAUGCCAGUUGUGCCACCCAUUAAAAUGAAAAGUUGCUUUUCUUGAGUAAAGAUUUUUCUUUGGUAUUGACAACCUUUUUCAUGCUUUGUGUUAUGUAACACAAAUGUUUUUAAAUGGUAUUCUCACCCAGUAGGCUAGCUCUUCAAACAUUGCUUAGAUGUUCCAAAUUGAUAUAUUUUAAGUAUCAUUAUAAAAUACCAAUACAAUUACUGAAAUACGCCAAAUGUCUGUGGACCACUUUCUAUUUUCCCGAGGUUUUCCACUCCUCCAAAUGUUCAUGCAAAUCACUGAAAGAAAAUAUUUUAACUCUAAUAGUCAGUGAACACAGGCAUGGGGUGUGGGGCGGGGAACAGAGGGUAUAGAUAUUUUUGAAACUGGAGCCAUAGAUUUAUUGUAAGUUUGUAGUUUCUAAUCCACAUAAUGAGUAUCACCUAUAAUUGAAUUUUAUCUUUUUUAGCAGUUAAUAUCUGUUACUUAUACCUAAAUUUUUCAGCACUUCAUUUAAUUAAAACACAUAAAUUUUAAAUACUCUAUGUGAUGUUAAUAAGACAUAGUAAUGCAUAAUAUAAAAUCUAAGAGUCAUCUCACUUAUCAGAAGUGAUGAAAUUCAAUUAAUACUCAUCAGAUAUACAAAAUCCUUAAGGGGUAAGUUCUGAGAAAUAACUAUAAAUAUCACACUACUGUGCAAGUCCAAAACAUGUACUAUAUCACCAUUGGAUUCAUGUAACAGAGAAGAUAAGAAACUAGAGGUGGACAUCUUGUUUUGUGUCGUGAAUUACUGAAAAUUCUUAGUAGCUGUGAUAUUCUUUUGAAUGAAAUCACCAUUUCCAGAGUUGAGUUAGAAGGGAUUUUAUAGUUCUUUUUUUCCUCCCCACUGUUGAUAAUCUUAAUCCUCUUUCAGUAUUUUAGUGGCCUUGAACAACUGGUUUAGCUACAAUGUCGAAUCCUAAGUGUAUAAUUAUGUGCAAUGUUCAAUACCUCAUAUAAUAUUUGUUCAACAGUGUAAGUGGUAUCAAUGGCAUUGAGAUGUAAUUUUUGUUCUACAUAUUUUUCAAUAAUUAUCGUUUCAAAUAUUGAAGAUUAUAUCAGGCUUUAAUGUUUUUUAGUUGUUUAAAUAAGUAAUAUUUUCAAAAUAAUAAAAUGACCAAUGAUACUCUUGGAAUAUUCUGUAAAAUGUAGUUAUAAAAUUCUAUUUUCUACAUAGAGUUUUUAUCUUUUUUCUCUUCUUUGUCUGUUUUUCAAAUCAUAUAUAUGCAUGAAAUAACAAUUUGUCGAAAAUGUCCAACAUCUAGGCUUAAAAGUUUACUGUGCCGAUUUAUGUACACCCACCAAACUUGGUUUCAAUUAUAAAGGACUAAAUUAUUUACCAUACUGGGUAUUAAAUUUCUCUAGGUAACUUGUAAAUAAAGAUUUCCCCCAUUUUGAUACA